AUGGGCGCAUGUACCAAGGCUCCUCAAGCUUUGAUCAUCUCAGAAUUCUGCUCUGGUGGGACCGUCUUCGCCUUGCUUCAUCAGCGGCGCGAUUUGUCGCUCCCUUGGCCCCAGCGGCUUCCGAUUGCCUUGGACGUGGCGAAGGGGAUGAACUUCCUCCAUCGGCGGCAGGUUGUCCACAGAGACCUGAAAUCGCUGAACUUGCUCCUGGCCUGCCCAAUCCGUGGGUCCGAUGAUGUUCCCGGCGUGAAGGUGUCCGACUUUGGCCUGUCGCGUGCCUUCCGCCCCGAUGCGGCGCAGGCCGUGAUGACCAAUGGUGCUGGAACCUACCACUGGAUGGCUCCAGAGGUCUUGUCUGGCCAAGGCUACGACGAAAAAGUCGACGUCUAUUCAUAUGGUAUUUGCCUUUUCGAGCUCAUCACGCGGCGCAUCCCGUACGAGGGCUCAGGUUUGGAGCCGGUAUCCAUCGCAGUGGCAGUCAGCAGGGGCAAGCGGCCGGAUGUGGCGUUCAUCCCUGAGGACACCCCCGCAGACCUGCGCUUCACAAUGAAAUGCUGCUGGGCACACCGUUCCAGCGGGCGUCCAGGUUUCGAUACGAUCCUGGAGACUCUGAAGCUCGUCAAGUCCACGAGGCUUCCACGGCCCAGAGGAAUUCCAUUCUUGCAACAAAGCCAGUCCGGUAAUCAACAACCGAGCGGCCGGGAAGGAAGCUGCUGCAAGCAUCAAGUGAUAGGCAGUGCUAAGCCAUGA
Molecule: messenger RNA, 750 nt
Organism: Symbiodinium necroappetens
Lineage: Eukaryota; Dinophyceae; Suessiales; Symbiodiniaceae
Source: the annotation of a GenBank genome assembly